AUGGAUUUCUUGCUCGAAGUGCCCAUGGACGACGCCCUGACGCAGCUGCUGAACCAAGUGCCUCAGCUCAGCGACCGUCAGCUGGACCGCCUCUUCUGUCGCCUCAACGCGGAGCGUCUGGCGCGACAGGAAGAAAAGGAGGCGCCCAAGGACGAGGCGGUGCCGGAGGUGAGCAUCAGCUUGCAGACUCUCAGCGGCCAGGUCUUUCCGCUGCAGAUCUCCGGCGCCGCGAGUUUGGAGCAGCUGAAGCGGGCCGCCUCGGAGGUGGUGGGGCAGAACGCGGAUAUGAUCGACCUGGUGAGCGACAGUCACAAGCUCACGAGCGUGGACUUCGUGGGCUGUGUGAACCUUCAGAGCCCUUUGCUGUUGAUUCAGCGGCGCCGCCAGGUGAGUGUCUGCCCGCACGGCCGGCACGGCCGUUCGGGGGUCUUCGUUGGAUCCUCUUCCCGCAUGGAGUUUCUGCUGGUGGCCAGUAUGGGCUUUCAAGUGGAGGACGAGGAGGUGGUCCUGGACCUCGCGUCCGCGGAGUUCCGCAUCUGGAGCCCCUUUCGCUGCGUGCUGGCGGCCAGCUUGGUGGCCGGCCUGGGCGGCAUGCCGGUCUGCCCGAAGGCGCGGGUGCUUUGUGUGGACUUCCCCGCCCUGGAGGUCUCCUUCGUGGCGGAGAUUGUGGGCCCAGAGGGCGAAGUGAUCUGCGCGCUGCCGGAAUCGGCGCCCCUGGAGAGCGGCACCAAAUUGGCUCAGUGGCCGAAUGUGAAAAGAGUUGAAAGAGAUUUCAGUGAUGCGGGUGUCGCCGAUGCGCUGAUGCUGUCCACCACGUAUUCUGCCGUCGCAAACGACGAGCUCCUUCUCCGACUGCAGCAGUGUCGGCCAGGUUUGGGCAGACCUGGCAAAACUGGACAUGUGAUGGUGCACAUCAAUGCGGAGGGGAGUCCCAAUCCACAGGAAGCUGUGUUCGCCCAGUGCGUGUCGUGUAUACGUCAGGCGGGUUUCAAGCCAUUGGAGCAGCUCUCCCUGGAGCCCUUCUCCCACUCCACGGCGGUGAUCCUGGCGCGGCUCCCGGACAAGCGCCCCGCGGCCAUGGCCCUGGGAGGCGACAGCGAAGAAGGACCGCGGACCUCGGAAAAAGCGCACUACGUCCUGAAGCCAGAGAGAUGGAGCACCAUCUCCCUGGAGGGUCGCCAGUUUGUGAAGUCCGUGCUGGAGGUGGACCCCAACAAGCGGCUCACGGCAGCGCAGGCUUUGCAGCAUACCUGGAUCAAGAACAGGGCUGAAGUGGCCUCGGACAUGGUGGACAAGGGCGUGGUCGACGCCCUGCGGGCCUUUGGAAAAGUCUCGAAGUUCCGCCGAUGUUGCAUGGAGAUGAUGGCAUGGUCGUUGUCCAACGAGGAGAGAGCGCAGGUUACCGAAGACUUCUUGGCCCUCGAUCGAUCACAGCAGGGGACCAUCAAGAUGGGAGACCUGAAGCAGGUCCUGGCCGGCAAGUUCAACAUCUCCAACGAGGAGACUCGGUUGAUCUUCGACGCGCUGGACUCCAACCAUGACGAGGAGAUCCACUACUCCGAUUUUCUGGCCGCCAUGGUCAACACCCGCAUUUCGCUGCACGAUCAUCUUUUGCAGGCAGCCUUCAAGAAGUUCGACGUGGACAGCUCUGGGUACAUCACCGCCUCCAACCUGCGUGACGUCCUUGGAGAGACCUGGGAAGGGGAACAGGUGGAGAAGCUGCUGGCCGAGGCGGACAUCCUGAAGGACAACCGCAUCAGCUACGAGGAGUUCAAGUCGUAUCUCCGUGGCGAUCCCAUGAGCGUCCACCAGGAGCUUGCCACACAGGUGAUUGACAUCGAGCUCUCGAAGCAGAGCAAGGAGAGGCGAACCAGCAUCAGAGGCCGGCACGCCGCGGACAUGGCGAUGUCGCAGUCGACGGAUCUCGCCCUCCAACCCGCCAAUGGGGUGGCAGGCGGCAAUCCUCUGGUCCACCAGCUCUCCGAGGCGAUGCUGAAGCCAGAGCUGUGCUGUGCUCUGUCCUGA
Messenger RNA from Effrenium voratum, 2025 nucleotides. The record is from the annotation of a GenBank genome assembly. Lineage: Eukaryota; Dinophyceae; Suessiales; Symbiodiniaceae.